AUGGGCUCCCUGCGCUUUUUCAGGGCCAGAGCACAGCCGGCCUACAUCUUUCCUGACCCUGUGUCCCUUUCUCUCGGCAGCCGCUGUCUCUCCUGGAGCAGGAUCCUGGCCAUCUUUUUCCUGCCAUUUAUCUCAUCAGGUCUUGCUCCUCGCUCGAAGCUGAGAGAGACCCUUCCAUCCCAACCAGCACAGCCACCAGAGCCCAGGUACAACUGGUCUUAUGUGACCCCUCUCGAGCUGAAGAACCGAUCUGUGGGACUUGGCACUGGGAGCACAGCGACGGGUCACGCACACUUCACUCUGAACGGUCGCAAGUUCAGGAUCUUCGGGGGCUCCAUCCACUACUUUCGGGUGCCCAGGGAGUACUGGAGGGACCGGUUGCUGAAGCUGAAGGCCUGCGGCUUCAACACUGUCACCACAUACAUUCCCUGGAACCUCCAUGAGCCAGAAACAGGCAAAUUUGACUUUUCUGGGAACCUGGACCUGAAGACCUUUGUGAUGAUGGCAGGGGAGAUCGGGCUGUGGGUGAUUCUACGUGCAGGUCCCUACAUCUGUGCUGAGAUCGACCUUGGGGGCUUGCCCAGCCGUCUACUGCGAAGCCCCAAGGCCAUACUGAGGACAACAGAGAAAAGUUUCAUUGAAGCAGUGGACAGGUAUUUUGAUCAUCUGGUUCCCAGAAUGGCUCCUCUCCAGUUCCACCAGGGAGGCCCUGUCAUUGCAGUGCAAGUGGAAAAUGAAUAUGGUUCAUUUAAUAGGGAUAAGCGGUACAUGUCUUAUCUUUACCAGGCUCUGAUAAAAAGAGGGAUUGUGGAGCUGAUCCUGACCUCUGAUAACGAGAACGAAGUGCUGCAAGGCUCCACUGAAGGAGCAUUUGCCACCGUAAAUCUGAAAGAAAUUAAGAAGGAUUCUUUUAAUCAGCUUCAUCAAGUGCAGGGAAAUAAGCCCAUUCUGAUUAUGGAAUACUGGGUUGGUUGGUACAGCAAAUGGGGAGAUGAACAAAGGUUUCCGAAAGUAUCUGAGGUUGAAAGAACUGUGUCUGAAUUUAUCAAACGUGAACUGUCCUUCAACGCAUACAUGUUCCAUGGUGGGACCAACUUUGGCUUCAUGAAUGGGGCUGCAUAUACUAAUGAGAAGCAUCAGGGUGUUGUCACCAGCUAUGACUAUGAUGCUGUGCUGUCAGAGGCCGGAGAUUACACUGAAAAAUACUACGGACUUCGGAACCUCCUUCGAUCUGCUUCAGAAAUUCCCCUGCCCCAACUACCUGGCACUAAUCCCAAGGCUGUGUAUCCUACUGUAAAGCUAUUACACUAUUUGCCACUGUGGGAAGUCCUAGAGUACUUAAAUGAACCAGUCAAAUCAAAUAUUCCAAUCAAUAUGGAGAAUCUUCCUAUAAACAAUGGAAGUGGCCAGUCCUUUGGAUUCACCCUCUAUGAGACUCCCAUCUGCUCUGGAGGCCGUCUCCAUGCUAAUGCUGCAGAUAUAGCACAGGUGUUUUUAAAUGAGACAAUAGUAGGAGUUUUAGAUGAGUAUAAUCAAAUAAUGGACAUUCCUAAAUCCACGAAGUGUCAACAUUUGAGGAUCCUGGUGGAGAAUCAAGGCCGAAUCAAUUUUUCAUGGAAAAUUCAGUAUGAAAAUAAAGGAUUAAUUGGACCUGUUAGCAUUGAUAGUGUUCUCCUGAAGGAUUUUACCAUCUAUCCCCUUGAGAUGAAAAUGAACUUCUUCAAGAGACUCCGCUCUGCCACCUGGAAGCCUCUCACAGGGAGUUACGUGGGCCCUGCAUUCUACAAGGGGACCUUAAAAGCUGGCUCUUCUCCCAAGGACACCUUCCUGAGCCUAAUGGACUGGGAUAAGGGAUUUGUGUUCAUCAAUGGACAUAACCUUGGGAGAUAUUGGAAUAUUGGGCCUCAGAAAACACUUUAUCUUCCUGGUGUUUGGCUUCAUCCAGGAGAUAAUGAGAUUAUACUGUUUGAGAAGAUGGAGAGUGGUUCAUCAAUACGAUUUAAAGACAAGCCUCAGCUGUGA
Messenger RNA from Lepus europaeus (European hare), 2022 nucleotides. RefSeq names its product beta-galactosidase-1-like protein 3. Gene Ontology annotation, molecular function: beta-galactosidase activity. The transcript is spliced from 20 exons. Gene Ontology annotation, cellular component: vacuole. Gene Ontology annotation, biological process: carbohydrate metabolic process. Lineage: Eukaryota; Metazoa; Chordata; Mammalia; Lagomorpha; Leporidae. The record is from RefSeq and is a predicted model, not a curated record. The coding region runs from base 1 to 2022 and encodes 673 amino acids.